Messenger RNA from Patiria miniata (bat star), 1558 nucleotides. Its product is annotated as collagen alpha-1(X) chain-like. The record is from RefSeq and is a predicted model, not a curated record. The transcript has a single exon. Bases 1 to 837 code for a protein of 278 amino acids. Gene Ontology annotation, molecular function: protein binding. Lineage: Eukaryota; Metazoa; Echinodermata; Asteroidea; Valvatida; Asterinidae.
AUGAAGAUCUGCGUGGCUACCAUUCUGUCAACGGCCCUGAUUCUGGGUAACUCUUUCAAGCUCCGAGCUUCCGUUACUGGGCCGGUUCCCUCGGAUGGCGAUGGUUCUGCGUCUCAGGUGUGUCAGCAGUGCUGCCAGGGACCUUCUGCAAUACCCGGCAUACCAGGUCUGCCUGGGCCAGUAGGACCGAUGGGGCCGUACGGUCAGCCGGGGUCAAAGGGCGAUGCAGGUCAGCAAGGUGAGAUUGGACAUAUUGGACCUAUGGGUGAGCGGGGAGCACCUGGGAACACUGGGUCUAAAGGUGAUGAUGGGAUUGGCCUGCCUGGCAAGAUAGGUCCUAGAGGUAUACCUGGUAUCGUUGGAAGAAUCGGAGAAACUGGUGUCAAAGGUCAGAAGGGUGAGCCAGGGGAGACACCAGACGAUUCAAACCAGCGGGUGGCAUUCACCGUGGUGAGGACGAGCAGCCCAGAUGACUCUACAAGUCACGACACCCAUUUGCCCUUCCAGCAGACCGAGACGCUUCUGCCUGGUACCAGCUUCGAUCUUGAGACCGGCACGUUCACCUGUAGUGUGCCGGGCACCUACGUAUUUACGUUUUCUGUUCUUAAGUAUACCAACAGCGGUUACCUUCACAUCCAUCUUGUUAAAAACGACUACAAGGUGAUCACUACCCAUGGUGCAUCAAAUCAACGUGGUCAGUUGUCUGGUAGCGCGGUGCUGGUUCUGCAGCUUGGAGAUACGGUGUAUGUUACCAUGCACGGUAGGGCGUUUAGUAGUCCCACCAGUCACUACACCUCAUUCAGUGGCUUCCUCCUUUACCCGGAAUCAAUUAAUUAAUUAACUAAUCUUCACCUCGCAUAAAUAUACAAGAGCAGUGCCCCCCCCCCCAAAAAAAAAAAAACUUUUCGCUUUCCAUUUUGCCGAUACAAUAACCAAUAAUUAAAUAUGAAUUAAAUACGCAUGAUAAAAAUGAUACAUUUUUAAUACAUGUAUAGCAUAAAAUAUCGAAACGGUUUUCACGACAUCAAAACUACUUUAAAAAAACAAUAGAAAUACGAUGAAAAUAAUAGUUUUUUAGAAGGAAAUAUUUUUAGCUGAGAUUGAAAAUUUCCAAAUUCAUAAAUCUGUCUCAUUUCGGCUGAAAGUCUGCUCCACGUGGUAAAAGCACGAUCCCGUGUGCUUUGUUAGGCUUUGGACACACUUAUAAAGGUUUUAUAAAGACCUCUUUGAUAAUUUGACCUUAUCAGUGUAAAAAAAAAAUCAAAACAAAUCAACGUGCCUUCUGAAAGUAGUAAAAAUAUUGAGAUGAACAAUGCUGAACCUAAAAAAGCCAAGAUUGUAGAAUUUUGUGUCUUGAUAUGGUUUGUUUUAAUACAGGGUGAGUACAAAAAAAAGAAAAAAGAAGCUGAACCCAAACCCCCAAAAAUAUAUUUCACAUCUAAAUAAAUGUGUAACAUCAAAAGUAAUAAUCACUGGAAAGACAAUUGCACAACCUACUUUUGGAGAAAAAAAAUACUAAUGAAAUUGCUCAAUCCAUUCAAAGAAUAUCACCACUUAA